GCUGAAUCAUUCCUUGAUUCCUCCUCAAAAUAACAACUCGUUUAGACCCCCGUUUUGGGUAUAACAUUUGGUAUCAGAGCUUUGUGUUGCAUAUCCCUCAAGGACCAUUCACACGCCUCUAAAAGUAAGUUGUUCAAGCUCAAACUCCAUCCUUUUCUUCCUCCAAAUCCACGGCCAGAAUCCACACUCCCUCUCACCCUCUCUCCUCUGCAACCAUGUCAAAUGAAUCCCGAACCAUGUCCCAUGAAGAGCUCAUUGCCUCCAAUACAGCCUUGAAAGCCCAAGUAGAGCACUUGGCUAAAGAAGUAGCCAAGCUUACGAAGAUGAAACUCAACAAGCUACAAGGAUGUGACCGUGAAGAAGACGCUAGCUCUAGUGGAACCAUGAAGCCUAAAGCCAAUGAAGGUUCUGACUUCAAAGUUGACAUUCCAACUUUUGAAGGGAAGAACGACCCGGACGAGUUCCUCGAGUGGCUAGAAACAGUGGAACGCGUCUUUGACUUCAAAGAUGUAUCCGACUAAAAGAUGGUCAAAAUAGUGGCCUUAAAGUUCCGGAAGUAUGCAUCAACUUGGUGGACCAAUACUUGCACCAAAAGAAGAAGGAACGGUAAAGAACCAGUGUCUACUUGGACUAAGAUGAGGUCCCUCUUAAAAAAAGAAGUUCUUACCCG
Cuscuta campestris is the source of this 670-nucleotide messenger RNA. The record is from the annotation of a GenBank genome assembly. NCBI's taxonomy places the organism in Eukaryota, Viridiplantae, Streptophyta, Magnoliopsida, Solanales, Convolvulaceae.